Molecule: messenger RNA, 1228 nt
Organism: Aspergillus saccharolyticus JOP 1030-1
Lineage: Eukaryota; Fungi; Ascomycota; Eurotiomycetes; Eurotiales; Aspergillaceae
Product: branched-chain amino-acid transaminase
Exons: 5
Coding region: 49-1188 (379 amino acids)
Biological process (GO): branched-chain amino acid metabolic process
Molecular function (GO): branched-chain-amino-acid:2-oxoglutarate transaminase activity
Source: RefSeq, a predicted model, not a curated record
GAUCAACUCCUACAGUAUACUCUCUCCCCUGCAGCGCAAUCAACCACCAUGUCUACCUUUCCCGCUGAGCCCCGCGACAACAUCGAAUGGGAGAAAGUCGGCGUCUCCUUCUUAGACGUCAACGGACACGUAGAAAGUGACUUCGACUACCAAACCGGAACAUGGUCCGCCCCAAUCUUCGUGGAAGACCAGUACCUGCGCGUCCACGGGCUGGCGCCGGGCCUGAAUUACGGCCAACAGGUGUUUGAGGGAAUGAAAGCCUACCGCACCAAAACCAAUGAGAUUCAAGUCUUCCGUCCCAGCGAACACGCCCGCCGCAUGCAACGCUCCUGCGAGGCCGUCGCCAUCCCCGCCAUUCCCGCCGCCGUGUUCCAGGAGGCGGUUAACCUCGCCGUCGCGCGCAACAGCGAGUUCGUGCCCCCGCACGCCACCGAGGCGGCGCUGUACAUCCGGCCGCUGGCGUUCGGGUCCGGGGGGUGGAUGCCCGUCGCGGCGGGCAUGCAGUACAAGUUCUGCGUUUACGCUAUGCCCUUCUGCGCCUACCACGGCACCCUGCCCGUCGAUGCGGUCGUGCUGGAGGAGCUGGACCGCGCGGCCCCGGUGGGCGUUGGGAAUGUGAAGGUCGGCGGGAAUUACGCCCCGGUGUUGAAGUGGAGUGAUAAGGCGCGGAAGGAAGGGUUUGGGAUUACUCUGCACUUGGAUAGCAAGACGCGGAGUGAAAUCGAUGAGUUCAGUACCUCCGGGUUUGUGGGGAUCAAGUAUGGGGAGACGCCGGAAGCGUAUACCGUGGUGGUGCCCAAUAGUCAAUGUGUGAUCAAGAGUGUGACGAGUAUGAGUGUGGUGGAGCUGGCGAGGCAUUUGGGGUGGAAGGUCGAGGUGCGGCCGAUCCCCUUCGAUGAGCUGGCCUUCUUUGACGAGGUGCUGGCUGUCGGUACGGCGGCGAUGAUCACCUCCAUUCGCUCCAUCACCCACCGCUCCAGAAACCAGGUCUUCCACUACCAGACCAGCGACACGCCGGGUAGUGUCUGCGAGAAGCUGUCCACCAAGCUGAAGGCCAUCCAGAAGGGCGAUGCGGCGGAUCCCUUUGGCUGGUUGGGACCAGUCGUCAAUCCAGCGGCCAGAGAACAGACUCCGUCAGUGGCAGAGAGGGCGAAGGAGUCACAGGGUGAGACGGUGUCUGUCAACUAGAUUGCACUUAGCGUUGAUUUAGCAAUUCAUUUGUCUACCG